AUGUAUUUCAUUAGAGUGGAAAGAUGGCAGCACUCCGCUUUUGACUUUCUCCCUUCUCCAACCUCCACACCGUCCUCCACCCCCAAGAUGAAGAAAAAGGUCCUGCUUAUGGGUGCCUCGGGUAGUGGAAAGACUUCAAUGCGAUCUCUCAUCUUUUCCAAUAAUCCUGCAUCACUCACGGCUCGUCUUGGCGCCACCAUCGACGUCGAACAAAACCACGUUCGUUUCUUAGGCGACCUCGUACUGAAUCUCUGGGACUGCGGUGGACAGGACGCCUUCAUGGACUCGUAUCUGACAACGCAGAAGUCCACUAUUUUCCAGCAAGUCGGGGUCAUGAUUUACGUGUUUGACGUCGAGACGCGCGAAGUGGGCAAGGAUUUGGAAUACUACCGCGACUGUCUCGCUGGCUUGCAGCAAUUUAGUCCGGAUGCUGCCAUCUUCCUGUUGGUCCACAAGAUGGACCUUGUACGAGAGCCUCGACAGCCAACAUUCGACAAGAAGAAGCAGGACCUUCAAGAGGCCAGCGGUGAUGCCGACAUUUCGGUCUUCGGCACAAGCAUAUACGACGAAAGUCUGUACAAGGCCUGGUCAAAUAUUGUCCACACUCUCAUUCCCAACGCUUCAAUUCUCUCCAGACACCUCGCCACAUUCGCUGCUGCAUGUAAUGCCACUGAAGUUGUCCUCUUCGAGCGCACAACAUUCCUCGUCAUCGCAACGUCCUCAUCAAAUGCUGCUUCUGUUUCCGAAACAUCCUCCGGAAUCGUAGAACUUGAUUCAAAGCGUUACGAGCGAACAUCCGAACUUAUCAAAGCGUUCAAACACUCAUGUUCGCGCAUUCGAGAGGAAUUUCGGUCUCUGGAGCUGGAGCUGUACGAUUUCACAGCUGUGCUGGAUGAGAUGACCCGAAACACUUAUGUUAUGAUUAUUGUCCAUGAUCCCACAAUAGAAGUUGCCGCUCUGAAGCUGAACAUCCGGCUCGCUCGCCGCAAAUUUGAAGAAUUACAGAGCGACAGUCUAGUCUCCGCAUAA
This is a messenger RNA of Cyclocybe aegerita, 1029 nucleotides long. NCBI's taxonomy places the organism in Eukaryota, Fungi, Basidiomycota, Agaricomycetes, Agaricales, Hemipholiotaceae. The record is from the annotation of a GenBank genome assembly.